Molecule: messenger RNA, 1445 nt
Organism: Heterobilharzia americana
Lineage: Eukaryota; Metazoa; Platyhelminthes; Trematoda; Strigeidida; Schistosomatidae
Source: the annotation of a GenBank genome assembly
UUCAAAAUCACAUGAAUAUUCUGUGUUUUUGCUGUAGAUCAUACCACUCGAAGUUAGGAAGUAUUUCGAAAGUCACCGCUAAAAAUGGAAGCACUGAGGCUUAUUUUAGGGGUGUAAAUUCUGAGCUAGACCCUAAACAUUUCAUAAUCGUUGACAAAAACAGUGGAAUAUUUGGCAGAAUUCCGGGGGAAAUAAAUGGACAGCAGUUUGUGAUACAGAACUGCAAGAACUCUUACAUAUAUCUCUUAGACCAUUCAAUUGCAAUAACUGUCGAUGACUGUUCAAGCUGUACAAUCGUAACAGGACCUGUCAAAACCAGUUUCUUCAUCAGGGAUUGCCGGCAGUGUACUGUGGUGACGGCUUGCCAACAGUUCCGGUCGAGAGACUGUCAUGAAAUAGUUGUUUUCCUGGCAUGCACCACAGAACCUAUUAUCGAGUCCUGUACAGAUUUCACCUUCGGACCUUACCAGUGCAGCUAUCCAGGUUUGGAAGAUCAUUUUACAUCAGCUGGUCUCAAUAUAUUUAAUUGUAAUUGGUCAGAUGUGUAUGAUUUCACUCCAGAUGAGAAUACAGACAGUGUGCACAUUUCAUUAUUCGAAAAGUAUGAUCAAAUAGAAAAAUACAUUUUAACACCACAAACUGCAUUGGAACAUGAACUUGAAAGCAACAAGCUAAAAGAUGCUGAAGAUUCCAUAGCUCUUUUGCAGCCGCUAAUGUCGCUACCGUUGUCUUUCUCAUCUGACCACUCUGUUGUUCCCCUUACAAUUGGUAAUAAAUCAUUAUUUACUUCAUUGGUUCAAGUCAAUAAUCCACAAAUGGGCAAUCAACCCAGUGAAUCUGCACUUAUCACAGUAUUUCCUCAUGAAGAGGCUAUUCAUUCAGCCAAAAUAAUCUGUGACUACCUUAGAACGGCUGGCUUUUGCGCUAUUGUCCGAACUCGAUGUUCUCAAUUUUCUGAGCAUGAAAUCGAACAGAUUUUCAAGUGUAAAUCUAAUUCAAAAAUGUGUAAAUCAGGUGAUGUAAUAACUAUUGAAGUUGUUGGCUUAUCAAAUACUCUGAAGACAAUCUGUGAAGAAGUUCUCUUGAAAACAAAUCUUCCAGAAUCUAGUAAAUCUUCUAUUCAAGUUAUCACUGACCAAUUGGAAACGACGCAAAGAAUUAAUCUGCUUAGUGGGUUGUACAAAAUGCAUAUGAACGCUUGAUUGAGAUGAAUAGUGUGAAUAUCGAUUAACCAUUCUGUUUGAAUGAUUUAUCGAUUGAUGACUGUUAUGCACUUUUGUAUUUAUUCCUGUAUCAUGUUAUAGAAUUUGUUAUUAUAUGCUUGGUUUUUUUUGUUGUCGUGUAUUUAAAUGACCUAUUCUUUUGUUUGUUUCUUCACCCAUCAACUAGUUGUUUCAUAAAUCGACAAACUACUGUUUUCUUGAUAAAUGAAUGAAGAUAAAAGG